Messenger RNA from Nymphalis io (European peacock), 2319 nucleotides. It is a transcript of the gene Ncd, whose product is annotated as protein claret segregational. Gene Ontology annotation, biological process: microtubule-based movement. Bases 152 to 2050 code for a protein of 632 amino acids. The transcript is spliced from 2 exons. The record is from RefSeq and is a predicted model, not a curated record. Gene Ontology annotation, molecular function: microtubule binding; ATP binding; microtubule motor activity. NCBI's taxonomy places the organism in Eukaryota, Metazoa, Arthropoda, Insecta, Lepidoptera, Nymphalidae.
UCCGUUUACUAAUCUGACAAACGAAACAAUUGUUCGUGUUUAAAGUGAAUAUUGUUUUAAUGUAAUCUUGAAAUAAAAAAUAAGGUACGUUCAAGUGUAAGUUUAUGUAGUAGUUUCUAUUGUGCUGUGAAUCCUAUAUGUGAUUACUUUUAUGAUGUCUCGCAUUCCGAAGUUUCCUUCAACUGCUACAAAAGAAAAUAAGCCCACAUUUACAAAUGGUCGUAAUAUAACGCGAACAUUAGGCAUGGGGCUCAGUGAGGCUGAUAAGAAAAGCUUGCUAUUAAAUCAUACUAAACCUAUGCGAAGUACUACAUCCGCUACUAUAGCAGCGCCCCGCCUUAAAAGAUCAGCUACAGCACCUUCCUCUGCUACGGUACCUAAUAAAACUGCAAAAGUCGAAAAAAAGGCUACUACUGUAGCACCUAGGAUUGCUCCUUAUGAUUACAAAGCUAGAUUCAAUGAUUUGGUAGAAAAACAUAAAGCCAUUAAAAGUGAAUUAAGUGAUUUAAAGGACAAACAUUUGGAAGUAUCAGACGAAUAUGAAAAAGUUAAAGAAACAGUUGAAGGAAGUAUUUCUGAAAGAGAUAUGUUAAAGGAAAAAUUAUUAAACACUCUUAAAGACUUGAGGCAGAAGUCAACUGAAUAUGAAAGUUUAAAGCUGGAUUAUGAAAUACAGAAACGAGAGAAUGAGGAAUUAAAUAAUAAAAGUAAACUUUUAGAUGAUGUCACUAAGAGCUUGAAAUUGAAAAUAAUGGAGUUUGAUAAACUUAAGAUAGAUUUUGAUGACUUGACUCGACGUCAUAAAAGUCUAAAUGAGGAAACUGAAGCUUUAAGGGUUUUGACUGAUCACCUGAAGAAAAUAUCUGUAGAAUAUGACAAAUUGCAAUUAGACUAUAAGGAUGCAGUUUCCACAAUAACAAAAAAUAGAACAGACUCUGAAGCUUUGCAGAACAUUUUAGCUACUAUGUUUAGAGAUCAGAGAGUUUUACGGAACACUGUGCAAGAUUUGAAGGGUAAUAUUCGGGUCUACUGCAGAGUACGGCCUCCACUCGAGUCAGAAGCAUCAAAGCCUUUGUACAAUCUUAAUGUCCUUGAUGCAUGUUCUAUAGAAGUUGAGAAGAUUGAACUUCUUAAUUCUGCUAGAAAAGGAAAAUCACAACACUCUUUCUCAUUUGAUGGAAUAUUCACUCCACAUUCCUCUCAAGAGGAUGUUUUUGCUGAAGUUUCUCCAAUGGUUCAAUCUGCAUUGGAUGGUUAUAAUGUAUGUAUUUUUGCAUAUGGCCAAACUGGUUCUGGAAAAACUUAUACUAUGGAAGGUGGUUGUGGAGUUGAACAAUAUGGUAUUAUACCACGUGCAAUUAAUAUGAUAUUCACAUGUAUGGAAGACCUUAAAAGAAUGGGAUGGGAACUGACCAUUAAAGCAUCCUUUUUAGAAAUUUACAAUGAAAUAAUUUAUGAUCUGUUAAACUCGAGUAAGGAACAAGAAAGUCAUGACAUAAAGAUGGUUAACUCGAAAGGCACAGAUUUAUAUGUAUCCAACUUAAAAGAAGAAGAAGUAAAGAGCUCUCAUGAUUUCAUCAGAUUGUUGAUAUUUGCUCAACGUAACAGACAAACUGCAGCUACAUUGAACAAUGAGCGGAGCUCCAGAUCUCAUUCAGUUGCACAAAUAAAAAUAUCUGCAAUAAACGAAAAACGUAAGGAAAAAUUUACUAGUAAUUUAAAUUUGGUGGACUUAGCAGGGUCUGAGAGUGGGAAAACAACUCAAAGAAUGGAUGAAACAAAACACAUUAAUAGAUCACUUUCGGAACUUUCUAAGGUUAUAUUAUCUCUUCAGACUAACCAGUCCCAUAUCCCGUACAGAAAUUCGAAACUUACUCAUUUAUUAAUGCCAAGUCUUGGCGGCAAUUCAAAAACUCUUAUGUUGGUUAAUGUUAAUCAAUUUGAUGAAAGUUUCAAUGAGACUCUUAACUCCUUAAGAUUUGCCACAAAAGUUAACAGCUGCCGAACUGUAAAAGCUAAGAAAAAUAUAACAAUGGUUGACACAUUAUAAUUUUUACUAUGACAAUAUUUUGCAUUAGAAUGACACAUGAACACUUAUAGUUAUACCAUCUACUCUGAAUUUAAUAUUAUCAGUAUUCUGCUUUAACAUACAUAUUUGUAUUGAAUACUAUUAAUAAGUGGUUUAACUAAAUGUCCUUUACUAUUUUGUUUUAUAGUUAAUUUUUACAUGUAGUACUAACUAACUUCCCACUGAAUGUUCCACCGAGAAAUGAAACAGCUCUUAUAGUUUUAAUUAAUCAAAUGUCCUUAAACAAUGAU